Molecule: messenger RNA, 5549 nt
Organism: Scophthalmus maximus (turbot)
Lineage: Eukaryota; Metazoa; Chordata; Actinopteri; Pleuronectiformes; Scophthalmidae
Gene: trim37
Product: tripartite motif containing 37
Exons: 25
Coding region: 357-3197 (946 amino acids)
Biological process (GO): protein autoubiquitination; negative regulation of centriole replication
Cellular component (GO): aggresome; peroxisome
Molecular function (GO): tumor necrosis factor receptor binding; ubiquitin protein ligase activity; zinc ion binding
Source: RefSeq, a predicted model, not a curated record
GAAGAAGAAGAAGAAGAAGAAGAAGAAGAGCAGCCGUGUGAUUGGUCAUUGCUAGGGGACAGACAGCUUAAGAGCAGCCGCUGCUACAUCCUCAACUCCGGGUAAAAUAACAGCCUCGUUCCACCCCGUGUGUGGAGCCCCGUGCAGCCUUCACACAGCCGGUCCGAGCGGUGGAUGAAGCCAAACCAGGGGAGACAACGCUGCUGUGCGCCAUGAUAUAUAAUAUAUAAUAUAGCCCCCUCCCCUCUUCUGUCCUCAGCCGUUUGUUUAUCAGGUGUGGUGGACGGAGCGUGGAGAGGCCACUGGCUACGACUUCCGUGAUUAUACCCGAGAUCGAGAACUUCAAAGUGGCUGAAAUGGAUGAACAAAGUGUUGAGAGCAUCGCUGAGGUGUUUCGCUGCUUCAUCUGCAUGGAGAAACUGAGGGAUGCUCGCCUCUGCCCACACUGCUCCAAACUCUGCUGCUUCAGCUGCAUACGACGAUGGUUGACGGAGCAGAGAGCCCAGUGUCCACACUGUCGUGCUCCGCUCCAGCUGAGGGAGCUGGUCAACUGUCGCUGGGCAGAGGAGGUCACCCAGCAGCUGGACACCCUGCAGCUCUGCAGCCUGACCAAGCAUGAAGACAAUGACAAGGACAAAUGUGAGAACCACCAUGAGAAGCUCAGUGUUUUCUGUUGGACCUGUAAGAAAUGCAUCUGUCAUCAGUGUGCCCUGUGGGGAGGCAUGCACGGUGGCCACACCUUCAAACCUCUGGUGGAGAUCUAUGAGCAACAUGUGACAAAAGUGAAGGAGGAGGUGGCCAAACUCCGCCGCCGCCUCAUGGAGCUUAUCAGUCUGGUGCAGGAAGUGGAGAGGAACGUGGAGGCCGUCAGAGGAGCGAAGGACGAGAGGGUCCGAGAGAUCCGGAACGCUGUGGAAAUGAUGAUCGCUCGCCUGGACAACCAGCUCAAGAACAAACUCAUCACACUCAUGGGCCAGAAGACGUCGUUGACCCAGGAGACGGAGCUGCUGGAGUCUCUCCUGCAGGAGGUGGAGCAUCAGCUUCACUCCUGCAGUAAAAGUGAACUCAUCUCCACGAGCCCAGAGAUCCUGCUCAUGUUCCAGCAGGUCCAUCGGAAGCCCAUGCAGUCGUUCGUCACCACGCCGGUGCCUCCAGACUUCACCAGUGAGCUGGUCCCUGCUUACGACUCAAGCACUUUUGUUCUCAUCAACUUCAGCACCCUGAGGCAGCGGGCCGACCCAGUGUAUAGCCCACCUCUGCAGAUAUCGGGGCUCUGCUGGAGACUCAAAGUCUACCCAGACGGUAAUGGUGUGGUUCGUGGAAACUACCUGUCUGUAUUCUUGGAACUGUCUGCUGGACUCCCCGAAACCUCAAAGUAUGAGUACCGUGUGGAGAUGGUCCAUCAGGCCUCCAACGACCCGACCAAGAACAUAAUUCGGGAGUUCGCCUCAGACUUUGAGGUCGGUGAAUGCUGGGGCUACAACCGCUUCUUCAGACUAGACCUUCUGGCCAGCGAGGGCUACCUGAACAUGCAGACAGACACACUGGUCCUCUGCUACCAGGUUCGCUCACCCACCUUCUUCCAGAAGUGCAGAGAUCAGUACUGGUACAUCAGCCAGCUGGAGUCGGCCCAGAGCGGCUACAUACAGCAGAUCAACAACCUCAAAGAGCGGCUUGCCAUUGAGCUCUUCCGCCGUCAAACAUCGCGCAGCUCCUCGCCCCCUGACAUGAGGCUGGCUGCAGGCACCACAGCCUCAGAAAGAGACCCUCGCUCAGUGAAGAGUGACGAUGACAUCCAGACCACUUUGACCAACAUUAAAAAAGGCGAAGAAGAAGAAAGGACCCAGCAGGAUGACUCUAAUGAGCUGUCGGACGGUGACUUGGAGGUGGACUGUCUGACAGAGGAGGAGGUGAACCCGUUGGAUGGCAGCAGCACCUCGGGGAGCUCCACAGCCACCAGCAACACCGAGGAGAACGACAUAGAUGAGGAGACCAUGUCUGGAGAGAAUGAUGUCGACUUCAUUGGGAACCUGGAGACAGAAGAAGGGGAACUCCCUGAUGACUUUGCUGGAGCCACAGGUGGAUCCGGCUCCAGUGCACCGUCCUUACAUUGCAUUGCUGCCGGCGGUCGUAGUGCCGGAGCCGCUGCCUGUGGUGCCGUUGGACCUGGCAGCAACAGCCUGCUGGAGAUUGACCCGGUCAUCCUGAUCCAGCUGCUGGAUCUGAAGGAGCGCAGCAGCGUGGAGUCUCUGUGGGGACUUCAGCCUAGGCCUCCUGUGUCUCUCCUGCACAGCCAAGCUCACCCUCACUCUCGGAAGGAACGGGAGCGGCGGCCUCAGGUGGUGCGGCGAUCACCUCCAGACUCCGGGGUCCUGAUCCGCCUCAAGGCUCAGAUGGCCGAGGUCCGCAGCAAGAUGUCAGUCAAGAGUCAGGCUCUCGAGUCCCGGGGGUCCGCUGAGCACAGGCCUGGCCCAUCGGGGGCCUUCGGUGUGGAGGAGUUACCCUCUCACCACGCUGAUUCAGAGUUGUCAGCUUGUCGUAAGCCCAGCGAGCUGGACCUCCUGGGGAGAGCAGCUGCUCGGUCUAGGCCCUGUCGCCCUGCCCGGAAAUCUCUGUCCCCCGUCCUGGAGAGCAGCAGCUCUCUUCUUGUGAAGAGGAGGAGUCCAGAGGAGAUGGAGAAGGAGUUGAGAGGUGCAGAGGCCGCGAUGGAGCUUGGCCUGCAUCCGAAUGAGGCUCUGGGAACAGAGGGAGUGCUGAAGGCAGACAGUGCCCAGGGCCCCCUCGUGUCCCACAGCAGCUCCUCAUCAGAGCAGGCUUCCAUCUCCAAGCCACAGUACUCAGUGGAGCAACAGCUGUACGGGACCUCUGGGCCAAAGGGUGACAUCUUCUCCCUGGGAGGACCAAGCUACUUGACCGGCAACAAGACUUGUGGCAGUAGGACCCUGGGGGCAGCAAUGUUGGACUGUGAAUCUGAACGCUCAGGAAACUCCCAUCAGCCCUUGCUGGAGGGACCCUCUGCACAGCCACAGAUGAAGGAAGAUCAGUCGCCCUCUGUCUUGGUGGCGGCCACGAGCAGUGACAGUGACACGGAGGACGAGAACCUGCAGAGCAACAACUCUCGCAACGACAACAACACUCCUCCCUGCACAGGUGAGCAGCUUCUUUCAGAUGACAUGAGUUUUCCUGCUGACAGGUGAUUCCCUCCGACUCUGUCACUCGGUGGCCACACAGUGACGCAACACUGGCCGGAGACAACACACACACACACACACACACACACACACACACACACACACACACACACACACACACACACACACACACACACACACACACACACACACACACACACACACACACACACACACACACACACACACACACACACACAAACGCAAGUUACACACAGAUCCAUAAAGUAGAAGCCACUUCUACUUUAUGGAUUUAUGCAUGAACACAAUUCAUUGUCCAAAAACAGAGACACUGACUUUGACCAGUUGAUGAACGUUUCACACGACAGAUUCUAAAUCCUCGUGUUUCUGUUCAAACCCGGUGACUUGACUGGUCAGUGUCGACCUCAGUUUGAUGUUUGAACCUCCUGCAUUUUCUUGGUUGUCAAUAUUCAAAGAUGUAAUGUCAAGGGCGUGAAAACUUUAACUGUCUUUUCACUUUUCUUUUAAAACCUCACCUGUAAUAUUCUACCUGGGCUACAGGGAGUUAAGUCCAAGUAUCUGUAGCCUUGUCAAUAAGAGCUUAGUCUUUUAUAACAGUGUGCUGUUGUUAAACUCAGUCUGCUCUUCAGUGUCAACACCCACUCCACUUCCUCCAGCCGUGUCCCUGAGACUCCGCUCUUUCCUCAAACUGUUUUAGUGACGCUGCAGCUUAUUUAAUGCAUAAAUGCAGUGCUUCUUUUACUGAUGUAAAACCUUUAAUUGUUAAUAUUUAUGUAAAUGUCUUCACUCUUAACAACAGUCGCAGCAGCAACCGGAGUGUUUGUUUGACAUUUGAAAAGGCUAAAUGAUCACAGAAUCACAUGGAUUAUAAAACGUCUGCUUUCUUAAACUUUGGAUUAUGCUGCACAUCUGACGCCACGAUGACGAAGAUGUCCAUGCAGGUAUUUUGGUUCGACGUGUCCGGUCAGACGGUUGUUAAAUACUAAAUUAAACUGUCCUGCUCUGUACAGGUGGAAAGUUUGGCCAUACCUUUAAUACAUGUCUUAUUUACUUAAUGUGAGAGUCAGUAUGAUCAAUACCAGGACCCUGCCGCCGCACCAGUACAACAGAGGUCUGCAGUAUAAAAUGUCAACAACAAGAGUGAAAAUGUCCAUCAUAAUUUCCCUGAUCCCUGGUUGACAUUUUCACACUGUCCAAAAACCAAAUAUGUUCCAUUUGAAAUCAUAAAAAAGUAAGAAAACAAGAUUCUGGACACAAAUGAUGAGAAUAUCAAUUGUUACAAAUUGAUUUUUUUGUGAUUUCUAUUUUGUUAGUCGACCUCUGAAAAAAGACGAGGAUGUUACAAAGAACAACAACAGCUUUAUCAGAAAUUUGUCAGACCCUUGAUGAAAACUGUUGAUGCUUUGUUCUGUGUACCGGCAAUAUGAACUUCAUAAAUCAUAUUCUAUUUAGCUUUUAGUGUAUUUGGUGAGGAGGCGGACAUUUCAGAUUGAAACAAAAACCUUUAUAUUAAACAAAAACUCUGAAUUUUGAGAGACUGGUGGAGCAAAGAGACCCUCAGGCUCAGUUGACUUCUGGUUCAAACUACGGUGCAUUAAAGGUCAUUUGUAAUUCUCUGAGAAAAUCUGUCUUAAUAAUUGAACUCUGCGCUGAGAGCUCACACCUCCACUGUUUUUUUUCUCUCAUGGAUAUAUAUUUUUUUAACCUUAAUGUUUCUAUAAACGAAGCUAACACAAGGCUGCUGCUGCCAGACGGUUUUAAUUACAGGAGAAAACACAGUGUUUAAGUGGGAGAACACGGAGGACAAGGGAACAUGGUGUGUGGAAGUGGAGCAGUUGAACAGACCUCUCUGCACUUUGUCGCACUGUUGAUUAACUCUGAAGUGGACACUUUCCUCCUCAAUGAGCCAUAUCUUCUUUUGAAGGCCGCUCCAUGUUUUCUUUUCAGAUAAAGGAACAUGACUUUUGCUUAUUGUACAGUCGUUAGUUUACAGUGUAAAUAUCUUGGCAUAUGAAGGUUUAAGAGCUUGCUGUACUCGAGCCUGUAAGUGCGUGGCUUUAUUGGCUGCUGUUGACAGACGAAGGUCGUCGGGAUUGAAGCUGACAUUUGAAAUAAUUCGCCUCUGCUGUUCCAGUACAGUUGAUCUUUGGAUUUUUUUCCCCUUCUGUUACUGUUUCUUUACAUGUUCGUGUGGUUGACGGAGGCGUGGGGAAACGGCAGCCACGUUCACACGUUAGUUUAUUCAACUUUCCUCUUAUUUUGUGCUUGUUGUGUCAAAAUCUGCGUUUGUUUUGAAUGUUCACAGAACGUACGGUGCAUAAUUCAAUAUGUACAUUUCCUUUUUGUGGAAUAAAUAAAAUGUUUUACGAUCCCAAA